Messenger RNA from Staurois parvus, 315 nucleotides. The record is from the annotation of a GenBank genome assembly. Lineage: Eukaryota; Metazoa; Chordata; Amphibia; Anura; Ranidae.
AUCUGGCACAACAGCGGGCACCGAGUCAUCUGGCAGAAUAGCGGGCCCCGAGUCAUCUGGCAGAACAGCGGGCUCCAGGUCACCAAGCUCGACAGCGGGCACCGAGUCAUCUGGCACGACAGCGGGCACCGAGUCAUCUGGCACGACAGCGGGCACCGAGUCAUCUGGCACGACAGCGGGCACCGAGCCAUCUGGCUCGACAGCGGGUAUUGGGUCAUCUGGCUGGACCACGGGCACCGGGGCGCCAGGCUGGACCACGGGCACCGGGGCGCCAGGCUGGACUACGGACACCGGGUCAUCAGGCAGGACAGCAGG